Drosophila ficusphila is the source of this 426-nucleotide messenger RNA. RefSeq lists its product as uncharacterized. The transcript has 2 exons. The record is from RefSeq and is a predicted model, not a curated record. Bases 1 to 423 code for a protein of 140 amino acids. NCBI's taxonomy places the organism in Eukaryota, Metazoa, Arthropoda, Insecta, Diptera, Drosophilidae.
AUGCAAAAAGUUGAGGAGUCCCCGAUCUUCCGGCGCAGGCAUAUUCUCGGCGAGGUGCGUUCCGUGUCGGUGGAUCGCUAUAGGUACACGCAAAACGAGGAGGGCGGUUUUACACAGUAUGCUCCAAAGGUUCAGGAGUACCAGCACAGGGUCGCAUCCCCGCUGGUCACCCGACCAGUCCAUCAGCAUCCACUUAGGCCAAGUUCCGGAGACAUUCGCUUUGAACCACGCAUGAAUCGUCGUUCGUCGGUUCCGAUCAGCAUUAACUAUCAAACGGUUUACAUUUCAAGUCCAUCAUAUCCGCCCGAACUGGCAAGACGCGGCUCGGUGAUAAGCCUCACUGGCCAGACCCUGGAUGCCAGUGCCAUGCCGAGUGGAGCUGUCGAUCCAAAGCGCCGCGUUCGUAUGAUCAAUCGCCAUUAAGCC